This is a messenger RNA of Gigantopelta aegis, 5561 nucleotides long. Its product is annotated as ATP-binding cassette sub-family D member 3-like. The record is from RefSeq and is a predicted model, not a curated record. Gene Ontology annotation, cellular component: peroxisomal membrane; peroxisome. Bases 13 to 1989 code for a protein of 658 amino acids. Gene Ontology annotation, biological process: fatty acid beta-oxidation; very long-chain fatty acid catabolic process; long-chain fatty acid import into peroxisome. Gene Ontology annotation, molecular function: ATP binding; long-chain fatty acid transmembrane transporter activity; ABC-type transporter activity. The transcript is spliced from 27 exons. NCBI's taxonomy places the organism in Eukaryota, Metazoa, Mollusca, Gastropoda, Neomphalida, Peltospiridae.
CUACCAGCAAAGAUGGCUGGUCAAAGUAAACUUACAUCGAGAAAUUCUGCAAUAGCAACUGCAGUCGGUGUUGGACUGUUUCUUCUUUACAGAGCGAACAAAAUAAAAAGGCUCAGAAAAACUGAAGAACCAGAAAUAAAGGUUGUAAUUUCACAGCAUGGCCAGAAACGUGAGAAAGCGGCAGUGGAUUCUGUAUUCUUUAGACGGUUGUUAAAUAUUUUGAAGAUCUUAGUUCCAGGCUGGCUAACACCAGAGGCAUGGUACCUUUUUGUGGUUGCUUUGUCACUGGUAGCUAGGACCUACGCCGAUGUUUGGAUGAUUCAGAAUGGAACUCUCAUUGAAAGUGCAAUAAUAGGUCGAGACGUGAACCUGUUCAAGAAGUAUCUGUUUCAGUUUAUUUUUGCAAUGCCAGCGAUUUCAGUGGUGAAUAAUAUCCUGAAGUAUGGUUUGAAUGAACUGAAGGUGCUCUUCCGAUCCCGGUUAACAUAUUACUUGUAUAACAGAUAUCUCACAGGAUUCACAUUUUACAAAAUGAGUAACCUUGACAACAGAAUAUCAAACCCAGACCAACUUCUGACCCAGGAUGUUGAAAAGUUUUGUGAUUCAGUAGCUGAGCUCUAUUCAAAUCUAAGCAAACCAGUUCUUGAUGUCUUACUGUAUACAAUCAAGCUGACAGGUGCCAUUGGUAUUCAGGGCCCUGUGUGCAUGUUGGGAUAUCUAGUAAUAUCAGGCUUGAUACUCACUAGGAUCCGUAGACCGAUUGGUAGAAUGACAGUUCAGGAGCAAAGACUGGAAGGAGAAUACAGAUUUGUGAAUUCUAGAUUAAUAACAAACAGUGAAGAAAUUGCCUUUUAUCAGGGUAACCAAAGAGAACAAUACACAAUUGUGGCAACAUUCAACAAACUGAUCCAUCAUUUGAGAGAGUUCAUCUUUUUCCGUUUGCAGAUGGGUUUUGUUGAUAAUGUUGUUGCAAAGUACAUUGCUACUGUUGUUGGGUACCUGGUGGUCAGUCGACCUUUCCUUAACCUUGCCCACCCCAGACAUCUGACCAGCUCACACAGUGAACUUUUAGAAGACUACUAUAAAAGUGGUCGGAUGUUGGUGAAAAUGGCUGAAGCUAUUGGACGGAUUGUGUUAGCUGGUAGAGAAAUGACCAGACUUGCAGGGUUCACUGCACGUGUGACUGAGCUGAUUAAAGUACUCAAUGACAUCAACAGUGGACGCUAUGAAAGAACAAUGGUUUCUAAUGGACAUUUGAAAUCGUCCCAAGAAAAGAACAGGGUGCUCAAGCCAGGCAGUGGGAAGAUUGUCAUUAAAGAUCACAUCAUCAAAUUUGAAAAAGUACCUCUAGUAACCCCAAAUGGCGAUGUAUUGGUAGAGGAACUCAACUUUGAGGUGAAGUCAGGGAUGAAUGUGCUUGUAUGUGGACCAAAUGGAUGUGGGAAAAGUUCUCUGUUCAGAAUUCUAGGAGAGCUGUGGCCUCUCUUUGGUGGAACAUUGACCAAGCCGGAGAAAGGAAAACUUUUCUACAUUCCACAGCGGCCGUACAUGACUAUAGGUACACUGCGUGAUCAGGUGAUCUACCCACAUUCUCACGAGGAGCAGUUAAAGAGGGGAGUUAGCGAUGCAGAAUUGCAGGAUACUCUAGACAAGGUUCAGCUUGGAUAUAUUUUGGAUCGGGAAGGAGGCUGGACAUCUGUACAGGAUUGGAUGGAUGUGUUGAGUGGAGGAGAGAAACAAAGAAUAGCAAUGGCUCGGUUAUUUUAUCACAAGCCACAGUUCGCCAUUCUGGAUGAAUGUACAAGUGCAGUCAGUGUUGAUGUGGAGGGUUACAUGUACCAACAUUCAAGGGAGGUUGGAAUUACCCUUUUUACAGUUUCCCACCGAAAAUCAUUAUGGAAACACCAUGAGUAUUACCUGAAGAUGGAUGGGAGAGGUUCCUUUGACUUCAAAGCCAUCACACCAGAAACCAUGGAAUUUGGAUCUUGAUAGUACAUGAAAUAUCUAGUGCUUUUCUUGAUCAAAUUCUUUCUACAUUUUAGUAUUUUUAUUAAUGAAUAUAUUGUACUGUUACCAUACAUGUAUAUGAGAAUGAUGUCAAAUGGUAAAAACGAUACUACUACCUGUGAUUACGAUACUGUGAUGUGCAGGGCACAUUAAUUCAUGUGAUCUGUUAUGCUGUUAGUGUGUCGGUUAUGCAACUUAAAAUAAACACAAACUGUCAGUUGGUUACAGGAUACAUGAUGAACUGUUACCAAUUCUAUAAUUGCAAAAAACAUUGCAAACUUCAGAAGAUAAUUCCAUUGAAUGCUAGUGUGAGCAGUUGAGGGAACUGAUUAGGUUGAUCAGAUAUAACACAGCCGUAGCUAGGAUUGUUUUGGGGGUGGGGGAGGAGAUGAAUUGAUGGAACAAACGAGCAUCCCUAAAACUACUCGGUUAAGAAGAGGAUUUUCUAUUAUUUUUACCAGAUUUUACCUCCACCCCUACCUACUGCUGGCUACGGCCCUGUAUAAUCCACAUGAAAGAAUUAUUGGUUACUUAGGUAAGUAUAACAUGAACUGUUUUCCGGUUACCUAAUUUAUUUUUUAAUAUUGUGAAUGAGUUGUGAAUGUAUGCAAGAUCUUGCAAAUCCAUGAUAGUUUACUAAAACAGUAACAGAAGUCUACAUCACAAGAUUAAAUUGAAGCUGCAGAGUUCAGAAUAUUUUAUUGUUUUUACACACAGAAUUCCUAAUCUAGUCUUGUUUUAUACUUUUUGAGCUGUUUUCUGCUUCUGACAGAACAGCAUUUUUGUCAUGUGUUACCAAACCCUCUAUUAAUAACGUCCCAUUAAAACGGACCGUUACUUGUGUGGAGAAUUCCCCGUUUAGUUUCAUAUAUACUGAACUUUUCAUGGUACAAGAUUUUGCAAUGGCCUAGACUGAAUUCUCUUUUCACGUAACUUUCUUAUUGUUUUGGGAGGGUUUGCUGAAGUGGUGAAUUAUUGUUUAAUAAUGUUAAAAGCUGAUCACAACUGUGGAUAAUGGAAACGUAUUGGGUUAUUAAUGAAAUGUGUUGAAUUCUGAAAAGGCAAGGUAGUGCAUUGAAGUGAUGAAUUUUUCAUUCUUUUUUAGAAGUUUUUAACCAAGAGACUUAAAGAACAAAAAUGUUACUUGGAUUAACCCUAAUGUAUCAUAUAUCCUUUAAUUUCAUCAUUUGUGUGUUGAUUUUACUACUUAUUUUCAGUUUACAUUUAAAAGUAUCUUUGGUUUUGUAAAUCUUGUAUGAAAAUACCAUUAUUUUAUUGAAAAACAGAAUCUAUAGUUAGAUUUACUAGGAGACAGUUUUUUGGCUGUGUUGUUAACAUAACAUGCUAUUGUGUGUUUAAAAGUGUGAAAAUGGCAUAAUAUUAAUUGGUGAACAUUUCUACUAAAUCUUAAAACACUUAACUUGUUAUGAGUUAUUUUUUUUAUACAUGUGAAUGCAAUUUAUUACUUAAAUCAUAGUAGCCACCUAAAAAAUGACUGGUAUUUCAAAAUAUACUCUUUCUUUUCACAUUACCUGUCCUCAAACAAGUGCACUCCCCCCCCCCCCCCUACAACUAGUAGUCUGGUCCGAACAUCCCAACAGCCAAUGGGAUGGCCUAAAUUCUUCUACUGCAUACUCUCUCUAGUUCCGGUCACAUGAUUUUCCAGACCAAAUUUAAUUCGCUGCUGGAAUAGCUAUGUCUGUAUACAUUACAAAGAUGUAAUCUGGAAUGAUUGAAUCAACUUUUUUUACAUGCUCAUAUAUCAUGAAGGUUUCAAGCAUGCCCAUGACGGGAUUAGCCUCAGACAUCACCAGUGACUAAGUCCGGGACAGGAGGGGAGGGGUGAGUUUGAGGUGGGCGGAAUUUGGAAUAAAGAAUUUAGAAGUUAGGUCAAAGCAAAAAGAUAGCGGACACAUUCUAAUCAUGUCUGGAAUAAAAAAUUACGUCCAAAAGUAAAAUUUGAAUGCUCGGUCGAAAUGUUUUUAGGUGAUUUGAGCAAUUUUGACAGGCUGUUGUAAUCUGAACCUGAAUGUCAGUACUGUGGGAUCGACUGCCAGUAACACAGUUAACUUCCUGAUACUGUGGAUAAGGGUUUUGGUUUUAUUCAUUAUUUGCUGCUAAUAUUUAUGUGUUCCAUUAUUUCUUUCCAUCUGUUUAUUAAUACUUUUAUCCCUUAUUUUGCAUAAUAUUUGGGUUGUGUCCAAACAUAUUUAACUGCCCAUGGUACUGGACACUCUUCCCCCUUUCACUGAUUUCAACAAACAAGGUUCAGUGUUCAUCCAAAACAUUUCUGUUCAAAUCAUUAUUGUUUAACACUGCAUGUUAUUACACAAUGCCCAAGUUUGCUAAAUACUAGGACUUUGAAUGUUUGACUGUUGAGUAGCUGCAUAAUACAUUACCUGGUAUGAACAUGUUUACAGGUCUUUUAUUUGAAGGUACCAAUUUAAAAUUGUCUAUUCACCUGUUUUAGAAAAACAAAUAUUCUGGGAAUCUUUUUGUGGGGUGUUGAUUGGGGUUUGGCAGGGGUUACAUUUUGUAGGUGACUGUUAAAAUGGGGAAAAAUUAACUUUCUGGUAAUCUUUUUGUCUAAAACUUGAUGCUUUAUCAUAAAGAGACAACUUAAUUUUACCAGUAUCAAAAUUAUUUCCCAUAUAUUCUUUUACAAAUUUGUAACUGGCAAUGGAAAGUGCAAGCCAUGUUCUAGGUGGAUGUUUAUAACCUCCAUCAAUUGGUUAUGAUGGAUGCUUAGGGUUGUUCUUGAAUUGAUUAUAGUGUGGGGUAGGAGAAUACAAAAUAAAAUUGUAUGCACAGGGAAAAGGAUGUGACAUAUCGAACAUAAAAUAAUCAUUAUGCAUGUUCACCCCCUCCACUACCACCCCACCACCCCACUCCUAUGUUAUUAGUUCUGGAACAAAUCACUGUUUGCAUCCAUUUAAAGAUUGGGUUUGAAAUAUUCUUUUGACCAUUGGUUAAACAACAUGUACUGGUAGUACAUUAUGGUAGGUGCCAUCCAACAGUGAAAUGCCAGCAUGUUGACCUAAUUAAGUUACUAUGACCUACUUUUUCUUAUGCAUUGCUGAACAUUCAGUUAUUUUCAUCUACUCUGAGCCAUUUUAAGGAUCCACGGGGCCUGUAGCACAAAUAACAGCAGGACCGCCUUCCCAGGAUUUUGCAACCCUUUCGGGGAGAGGGGGAAAAUAACCUGGUUGAACAUAAAUGUAUACAUCACCUUGGGGCCCUCUGAAGCACGGGGCCCGUAGCACGUGCUACAUGUGCUACUAGGAUAAACUGUCAAUGCAUCUACCAGGUAAUUCCUUAUUUUAAUAAAAACAUUUCACCAUGCAUAACAUCAAAGUAAAAGGACAUUGCAUAAAUAGAAAACAUUUUUAUACCCAAAUAAUAUUUAUUUAUUUAUGAUGUACAUUUUAUGAAGGAAAUACAUGUGUGUAUAGAAAUAAAAAGCUUUAAUAGCUACAAAUGAAUUAUCUAUCUAGUGAUUGUCAUGAAUGCUGUCAGCAUUUACACUAUGCAAUAAAAUGGAUUUUUUUUUCUCA